Molecule: messenger RNA, 3650 nt
Organism: Hemiscyllium ocellatum (epaulette shark)
Lineage: Eukaryota; Metazoa; Chordata; Chondrichthyes; Orectolobiformes; Hemiscylliidae
Product: synembryn-A-like
Exons: 10
Coding region: 103-1740 (545 amino acids)
Biological process (GO): G protein-coupled receptor signaling pathway
Cellular component (GO): plasma membrane; cytoplasm
Molecular function (GO): guanyl-nucleotide exchange factor activity; G-protein alpha-subunit binding
Source: RefSeq, a predicted model, not a curated record
GGAUUUAGCAUUAAUUUUCUCCCAAACCCCACGGAUCGAGAAACCUGCUGGGAUUCUGAGGCGAGAGUUCCCAGCCCUCAAUCCCUAUAUCUAUAGCGGAGGAUGGAACUGAGCUUAUUAAUUGACAUCUUGCAAACUGGUGACCAGGAUGCGGUACAGAACGCACUGCUAGAAUUCAACAGAGAGUAUGCUCAGAGCUUCUUUUUCAAUGCAGAGGAGAGAGAGGAGAGAAAGAAAAUCGGGGAGCUGCUGAUCGAUUCGCUGAGCUGGGACCUUCAGCCCUGCUGCCGGCUGGUGAUCCUGGAGGCGAUUCGCAUCCUGUCACGGGACAAGCACGGCCUGGCGCCCUUCGCCCGCACCAACUCGAUGCGCCUGCUGGCCCGGCUGGCCGGACUGGAGGCCACGGAGGACGGCGGCCUCCUUCCGGAAGCUUCCGACGGCGAGGUGGCCUGCGAGGCCCUCAAGUGCCUGUGCAACACGGUCUACAACAGCGAGGAGGCCCAGGGCAUGGCGGCUGAGGAGGUGCGGCUGAUCGGCGGCUUGGCCCGUUGCCUGAAGGCAGACGGUGGGGCACCAGAUACCGGCCGCCGCGGCAUCACCCGCUUCUACGAGCUGCGGCUGACCUUCCUGCUGACCGCCCUGCGGCUGGACAUCCGCAGGCAGCUGGCCCACCAGUUCCACGGCGUGGCCUUGUUGGCGGACGCCCUGGAGACCACCCUGGGCCUGCGGUGGCUGGAUGUGCACGAGGUGGCCGCCUCACGCUCCGGGGAACCCCUCCCACGCGAUGUGACCGAGCGAGCCAUGGAGAUCCUCAAGAUCCUCUUCAACAUCACAUUCGAGACCAGCAAACAGCAAGUGGAUGAGGAGGAUGCUGCUCUCUACCGCCACCUGGCAGCCAUUCUGCGCUACUGCCUGCUGACUGACAGUGACAGCAAGGAGCAGACACAGGAAUUUCACGGCCACACAGUCAAUGUCUUGGUCAACCUUCCGUUGAUGUGUUUGGAUGUGCUCCUCAUGCCAAAGGUGGAACCGGGAUCUGUGGAAUACAUGGGGAUGAACAUGGACACAGUGGAGGCUCUGCUAGACUUCAUGAACAGGAGAUUGGACAGGGGUCUGAAACUGAGAGAAUCUCUGACUCCUGUCCUCAACCUCCUGACAGAGAGCUCCCGUUACCACCGAGAGACUCGCAAGUUCCUGCGUGCCAGGGUGCUGCCCCCUCUCAGGGAUGUUACGAAUCGCCCAGAAGUGGGGGAAGCUUUGCGGAACAAGCUGGUACGCCUGAUGACACACGUCAACACAGAUGUGAAGCACUGUGCCGCCGAAUUCCUGUUUGUGCUGUGCAAGGAGAAUGUUUCCCGUUUUGUGAAAUACACGGGAUACGGGAAUGCAGCGGGAUUGCUGGCCGCUCGUGGACUCCUGGGGGGAGGUAAAGGAGAUGGAAAAUAUUCCGAGGAGGAGGACACUGACACAGAGGAAUAUAAAGAGGCCAAACCAAAUAUAAACCCAGUGACAGGGCGAGUCGAGGAGAAGUUGCCGAACCCCAUGGAUGGGAUGACGGAUGAACAGAAGGAAUAUGAGGCAAUGAAGCUCGUCAGCAUGUUCGACAGACUAUCCCGAGAACAGAUUAUCCAGCCAAUGGGAGUAGGCUGUGAUGGGAAGCUCACACCAUUGGACGAGACGGUGCAACAAAUGGCUGAACAGAUAUCAUUCCAUUCGGACUCUGAUAUGGAGUUAGACUGAGAGGAUAUGACCGAAAUGUUAAUAACACGUGGAAAUAGACACUGGUGACCUUCCAAUGGCCAGCAAUGAACUCAUUGGGAUUGGGGCACAGGGAUAUUCAUCAACAAACUGUGAAGAACAUUCUUCAAAGGGCGAAGACAUGCAGAGAUAUUUAAAACAGGAGCUAAACUUUCAAUGCAGACUUUAGCAGAGGGAGAGGCAAUUUUAGACUUUAGGGCCUUUUGCUAAUCUCUGUUUUGUGGGCUCUCUUUGUUAUAAUUUUAGGUCCCUGCUUUCAGUUUGUUAUCAGUAGUCAAUGUUCAGCAACAAGAGUAAGCUUAUCUUUCUAAGUGCGCUAUUCUCUCAGCUUGACCUGAAACGCUUCAUGUUUCCUCGGGGUUUUGUGUGGGGUCUGGUGUUGAUAGAGAGCAGUGGAGCCGCUCACUAGGAAAGUUAGACUUGCUGUAAAUUGUGUCCAUAAUUCACUGUGAGUGUGUCUUGCUGAUGAUUUGAAGCCCCCUUCUGAAUUCUUUUGUCCCUUCCUUGGAGAUGCUUCUUAAUACCUGCCUCUUUGACCAGGCUCAUAGUCACUUCGAGUGAUCGGGUCUUUAACAGCACAGAGAAAGGGCCUGUGUAUCCACAUUGGUCAAUAGGUUUCUAUCUAUUCCAAUUCUAUUGCCUGGCACUUAGCCCUUGGUCCUGAAUGCAGUGCUGUUUCAAGUGUUAGUCUAAAUUCUUCUCCAAUGUUAUGAAAGUUCCUGCCUCUACCACCCCUUUCAUCCUGGGGGUGAAAAAAUAUUUUCCUCUAAAAUUUCCCCUCUAAAUCUUCUUCUCCUUACCUUAAUAACUCUUCCCUCUGGGAUACGGGCCGGGAGCAGGCAGAUGGCACUGGUUUAGUUGGGAUUAUGUUCAGCAUGGACUGGUUGGGCCAAAGGGUCUGUUUCUGUGCUGUAUGACUCUAUGACUCCACUCUGUCUACCCCUCUCAAAACUGUGUAACACUACAACCUUCUGCCUUCUUGUCCUAACAUGUCUUCUGUGACAUUUAAUUUGAGAACACUCCCAUGGGACCUCUCAGAAUGUUAAGAGCACUAUGUUGACUCUCACAUUCCACGCACUUGCCCCUCUCUCGAAUGAUUAAUUGCCCCAUUUCCCAUACCGUCUCCUAUGGGAGGUUUGGGGAGAGGCUAUUAAUUUCCAAACAUUUCACUUCCUCCUACUGGGGAGCUCAGAGAUCUGCCACUGCAUUAUGACCUCUCGCAGGUCAUAGUCAACACAGAAACAGACCGUUCGGUCUGACACGUCCAUGCUGACCAGAUAUCCAACAUUAAGUUAAUCUAGUCCCAUUUACCAGCAUUAAAUCCAUAUCCCUCUAAACCCUAUUCAUAUAUUUGUACCUGAUAGGUCAAUGCUUGUGUUAGCUUCUGUAACACAAGAUCUGAAUGUGGGUAAUAUGUUAUUGAAAGGUUCAACAGAUGCUUAUUACAGUUCCAGAUCUAUUAUAUAUUUUACAGUCAGAGGCAUCCCAGUGCCUGGGCUAACUUAAGCUAUUUGGUUACAAGAUGUUACUGAGACCGUACCGUGGGUAUUGUGUUCAGUUUUGGUCCCUUUUCUUAGGGAGGGAUGUAUCUGUAUUGGAGGCCGUUCAACAGAGGGUCACUAGAUUGAAUCCACAGAUGAGGGGUUUGUCUUAUGGGAGAGAGAUUGAGUAGUUAAGACCUGUGCACUCUGCAGUUUAGAAGAAUGAAAGGAGACCUAAUUGAAGUACAGACAGUCCCUGGGUUGCGAAUGGAUUCUGUUCUGGAGUCCAUUUGCAAACCGAUUUGUGUGUAAGUCAGAACACAAUGCAGGGGAAUAUAAAGUAGCACAGGAAAUGUUGUUAUGUUGAAUUUUCUUGGGUUCCAAUCCUAAUGAGUAAAGGACUAAAAGCUU